Messenger RNA from Helicoverpa zea (corn earworm), 694 nucleotides. RefSeq lists its product as uncharacterized. The transcript is spliced from 3 exons. Lineage: Eukaryota; Metazoa; Arthropoda; Insecta; Lepidoptera; Noctuidae. Bases 6 to 437 code for a protein of 143 amino acids. The record is from RefSeq and is a predicted model, not a curated record.
UUUUAAUGAUUUUUUUUUUGUUCCAGUUAAUGAUCCAGUUUCUUGGCAACUUCCCCAAACUAUUAGUCGUAAUAUAUGCAUUAUCUUCGCUUGCUUUUGAAGGAGACCCGGUGCGCCCUCCACUUAUUUUCAUAUCUGUACCCGAGGCAGUUUUAACAGUAUUAGCUUUGUCUUCUGCGGCAUUAGUCGUAGAAGGAAUCAUAUCGGAAGUGGACAAAAUAAAAGAAAUUCUAACUGCGCAGCAAUUGAAAUGUUCAGACGAGUGUCUUCGGUUCGAGCUGCAGACGGCGCUGCAGUACGUGCGCCUGCGUCCGUUCCGAUACACGCUCUGCCGCGCGAUACCGCUCGAUGUCAACAUGCUGUUCAACAUUAUAUCUAUAUGCAUCACUUAUGUCAUUGUGGGUUUGCAGCUGACGCAUUUUAGUCAGCAAGGGUAAUAGAAAAAUUUCAAAAUUUCUGUUGUUCAGAUAGUAGAUUUUUAGUUCCACGAUUUUAUCAGUGCAGUAGUCGUUAAUGUUUAUCUAUAUUAGCAUCUAUUUUAUUUAUAUUAUUAUGAUCAACUCACAUUGGUAUUAGAAUAAUUUUACAGCUUUCGGUGUUCGGCUAGAAAGCGGAUUGUAGUGUAAUAGUUGUAACGAUUUGUUAAAUAAUAGCUUUUUUGUGAUUUGUAUUGAUGUUUGUAAUUUAGUAUUGU